Spodoptera litura is the source of this 1837-nucleotide messenger RNA. Its product is annotated as leucine carboxyl methyltransferase 1. Lineage: Eukaryota; Metazoa; Arthropoda; Insecta; Lepidoptera; Noctuidae. Gene Ontology annotation, cellular component: cytosol. The record is from RefSeq and is a predicted model, not a curated record. Gene Ontology annotation, molecular function: protein C-terminal leucine carboxyl O-methyltransferase activity. Gene Ontology annotation, biological process: C-terminal protein methylation.
UCAGUGUCAAAUUGUUAUUUGUGGAUUUUGUCAGCAGAAUCAGUUCUAAAUACACCCAUCAGUAUUAUCAAUAUUUAUGAUAAGAUGAUAGACUGAAAAUAACAUUGUCUUGAAUCUAGGAACUUACUGGUUUUAAAGAGUGGGUUCCAUUACUACUGUAGGGAGCUUGUAAUGAACGUAGUACAAAGUCAUUACAUAAUUUUCAGCAUCGUUUAAAGUAUUAAAAAAAUGGAAAACAUAAAAUCUUGGACGGCAGAGGACGAGGCAAUCAUUGCGACGAACACGGACGCUACAGAGUGCAAGCGAUGCGCCGUGGAGCUCGGUUACUGGAAAGAUGAUUACAUUUCGUAUUUUGUACGGCAUGUUGACCGCAAAGCCCCGGAGAUAAAUCGCGGGUAUUACGCACGAGUCAGAGCUAUGGAAAUAUUUAUUCAUCAAUUCUUAGAGCGCUGUGGCACCAAAUGUCAGAUCAUCAAUUUGGGCUGUGGUUUUGAUACAUUAUACUGGCGCCUCAAGGACACAACACAAGCAGUUGGCAAUUUUAUUGAACUGGACUUCCCAGCAGUUACAUCAAAAAAAUGCCACAUUAUUAAACGGAAUAAACAACUGCUUCAGAAAAUAGCAAAUGAAGAUGGCGAGGUGAUGAUCCGUGAAGGUGACUUGCACUCGGACGGCUACCACCUGUUGGGCUGCGAUCUGCGCUGCCUGGCCGAGGUCCGGCGCAAGUUGGCCGCGGCGGGCGCCGGGCCGCACGCGCCCGCGCUGGUGCUGGCCGAGUGCGUGCUAGUGUACCUGCGCCCCGACGCCGCCGACGCACUGCUUCGCCACCUGGCGGCCGCCUUCCCGCGCUGCGCGCUGCUGGUGUACGAGCAGUGCAAUCUGGGCGACAAGUUCGGGGAGGUGAUGGUGCGCAAUCUGUCGGCUCGCGGCUGCGUGGUGGCGGGCGCGCGGCUGGCGGGGUCGCCGGCGGUGCAGGCGGAGCGGCUGGCCGCGCUGGGGUUCGACGCGGCGCGCGCCUGGGACAUGGAGGCGGUGUGGCGCUCGUUCCCCGAGGAGGACCGCGCGCGCGUGGAGGCGCUGGAGAUGCUGGACGAGCGGGAACUGUUGCUGCAGCUCAACUCGCACUACGCGCUGUGCGUGGCCACGCGCGGGGACAUCUUCGCCGACAUGGACCUCAACGCGUAGGUGGCCGCGCCCUACUUGUCUCCGAUUCGUUUCGAUGUUUUGUGUAAGGUUUAAGCGUGCGGUCUGUGCGUUGGUAAAUAACUGCAUUGUUGUAUAGAUGAUAGUCGGUGUCGAUUAGAAGACCACUCGAUCUUAUUAUGCAUUAAAUUAUGAUAAAAUGUAUUUCUGCAACGAGAACUUUGCGUCGUACCAACAGACCAACACGUACAUAAUAAUCUGUUUGUUUACUGGACGCGUUACUCAACUCGUAGCACGAUACUUCUAUUAACCAGAUUAUAUUUUUAUUGUGAUGAAUCUUUCCCUGUGAUGUAUCCCUAUUUUAUAAUUUCCCUUGGCAUAUCAACUAUUGGGGUGAUCAGAUAGAUGUUUGCAGUCCAUGCUACUGCCGUGUCGCCGUUGUCAAGGGUUCGCUAUGACACGACGACGCAGAUCGCAAUCUGGAUAAUUUAACGAUCUGGUUACUCCAUAUUAGAUGCGUCAUAAUGGUGUGUAAAUAUUAAUAUAUCUUUUUUGCAUAUAAAAUAUGUGCAAUACCACAUCACUAUAUUAUUAUUAUAAAAUUGUGCAAUUCUAUUCCAAAACAAUACAAUAGUUUUGUAUUGCUAAAUUUCGUAUUGUUUAGCGUAAGCAAAUUAAACACAUUUGCGCCCAA